Molecule: messenger RNA, 1865 nt
Organism: Myotis lucifugus (little brown bat)
Lineage: Eukaryota; Metazoa; Chordata; Mammalia; Chiroptera; Vespertilionidae
Gene: CFAP45
Product: cilia and flagella associated protein 45
Exons: 11
Coding region: 71-1747 (558 amino acids)
Source: RefSeq, a predicted model, not a curated record
UUCAAACGGGCUGGAUCCGGCCCGCGGGCUGUAGUUUGCCCACGGCUGGUCCAGAUGGUACUCGGUACUGAUGGCUGAAACCUUUUGCCUCUCCCUGCAGCCGUUAAGCACAACUGGCGUCACGAGCUCCUCUUCCACCACUUCCAACAGGUCAAGGAAUCGGUCUCGUUAUCGGACCAAAGCUGUGAGCUGCGAGGUAGACGAGAGCCUCUUCGGAGGCAACAAGCCCGUGGCCCAGAGCGACAGCCCCAUCGUGCUGCUCCGAGAUAAGCAUGCCAUUGAGAAAACUUUCUCUGCUCUGGCCUUGGAGCACAAGCCAAAGACCAUCCAGCUCAUCACCCGGGACCUGGUCCGAGAACUCAUCGUUCCCACAGAGGAUCCCUCCGGGGAGUCCCUUAUCAUGAGUCCCGAAGAGUUUGAGCGGAUUAAAUGGGCAUCCCAAGUGCUGACCAAAGAAGAACUCGAGGCCAGGGUGCAGGCCCUCAAGAAGGAGAAGGAAGCCGCCUUGGAUGCAGUCACCACACGCAAGAAGGUCAUGAAACAGAAGGAAAUGAUUUGGAUGAAGAACAAGAAGCUCUAUGACCUAGAGGAGGAGGCCAAGGAGAGGGCCCAGAACCUUCUGCAGAGAGCCAACAAGCUGCGGAUAGAGCAGGAGGAGGAGCUCAGGGACAUGAGCAAGAUCAUCCUUAAUGCCAAGUGCCAUGCCAUCCGGGAUGCCCAGAUCCUGGAGAAAAAGCUGAUUCAAAAAGAACUGGAUGCAGAGGAGAAGCGGUUGGAUCAGAUGAUGGAGACGGAACGGCAGAAAUCCCUUCAAAGGCAGGAGGAUCUUUCCAAGAAGAGGAGAGAGGAAAGAAUCCGAGGAAAACGGCACAUUAUGCAACAGAUGCAAAGGAAGCAGGAGGAGCUAUCGCUGUUUGCGGAGCAGCAGGAGCAGGAGAAGGAGGAGAUGCUGGAAUACAUGGAGCAGCUCCAAGAGGAGGACCUCAGGGACAUGGAACGAAGGCACCAGGAGAAACUGAAGUUGCAAGCUGAGAUUAAGCGCAUCAACGAUGAGAGCCAGAGACAGAAAGCAGAGCUGCAGGCUCAGGAGAAGCUGGCAGACCAGAUGGUGAUGGAGUUCACCAAGAAGAAGAUGGCUCGAGAAGCAGAGUUUGAGGCUGAGCAGGAGAGAAUCAGGAGGGAGAAAGAGAAGGAGAUCGCCCGCAUGAGGGUCAUGCAAGAAAAGGCCCAGGAUUACCUGGCAGAACAGGAUACCUUGCGGGCAAAGCGCAACCAGGAGGUUGCAGACAGAGAGUGGCGCAGAAAGGAAAAAGAAAAUGCGCAGAAGAAGAUGGAAACAGAGGCCAAACUGCGGAAAACUCGGCAGGAGCAGGUGGCGUUCAAGGAGCACACCCUGGCAGUUCAGGUGCAACGGGACCGGGAUGAAUUCGACAGGAUCCUUCGGGCUCAGAGGGAGCAGAUUGAGAAGGAGAGGCUGGCGGAGGAGAAGAGGGCGGCGGAGCGCAUGCAGCACGCCCAGGAGCUGCGGCGCCAGGUGCGCGAGAACCAGCAGAAGCUGGUGCAGGACCGCAUCGCCGCCUUCGAGGAGGGCCGGCGCCUCAAGGAGGAGGCCCAGCGGCGCAGCGAGCGCAUCAAUGACGUCAAGAAGAAGAAGAUCGAAGAGCUGAGGGCCACCGGCCUCCCCGAGAAGUACUGCAUCGAAGCUGAGCGCAAAGCCAACAUCCUGCCCGCCACCUCUGUGAGCUGAGGGUGCCUCCAGCUACUCUGGGUGCCUCCAGGGGGAGGUUCCGCCCAGGCCCUGGAUGUCCGUGACUGCCGCUAACCUAGACGUUUAGUAGUUACAGAUUAAAUCUAUUCUACUCUAA